AUGCUGCCGCGUCAACCCUGGGAGGUGCGGGAGGAUGGGCACGUGCUGGUGGAUUUCAUUUACGAGCCGCCUCAGCACGGCACAGAGCACACCCUGCAGAUCUUUUCAAGUGAAGGAGGCACAUACGCACGUCUAAGGGAGGAUGGGCACGUGCUGGUGGAUUUCAUCUAUGAGCUCCACAGCACGGCACAGAGCACACCCUGCAGAUCUUCCCGAAUGAAGGUGGGAGCAGGCCUGUGCAACUCACUCCUCCACUCUCUCACUCACUGGGUCCCUCACUCCCUCGCUCCUGCUUUUACUCCCCCACUCGCUCCCUCACUCGCUCCCUCACUCGCUCCCUCGCUCCCUGCAGCGGAGGAGAGGGCAGUGGCGGCGAUAGCAGCGGGGUUGGGCAUGCGCUCGGAGGAGAGGGCAGUGGAGGCGAUAGCAGCGGGGUUGGGCAUGCGCUGUGUGUGCUUCAUCAUGACUCAAACCCACGCCCCUGCCUCUCUCUUUUCCUCCCUCCCUUGCUCCCUCUUUCACCCCUCUCUGACACUCCCUCCAGCUGAAGAGAGGGCAGUGGCGGCGAUAGCAGCGGGGUUGGGCAUGCGCUGUGUGGGCUUCAUCGUGACUCAAACCCUCGCAGAGGAUCAACAGGCACAGGAGCACUCCUUCACUCUAUCUGCUUCCGACCUCCUGCUUUCAGCUAGGCUUCAUUGCGCCACUGCUAGGGAUAGCAGCGGGGGAAAGGGGGGCGGGGAGGGGGAGGCGAGUGCUGGGGGGACAGCGGAUGCUGGUGCGCAGGCAGGGGGGAGGGGGAACGGGGAUGGGGCGGCAGGAGGGGAAGGAGGAGAGAAGAAAGGAGAGGAGGAGGGAGGGGAGCCGUUUAAGUACUUCGCGAUCGUGCUGGUGAAACUUUUAGUGGAUGAGGAGGGGGAUGGGGGCGGGGACGUGCAUUUUGAGGCCUUUCAACUAAGCGAUCAGUGCCUGAAGCUGUACCGGGAAGGAUGGGACACAAAGGAGGUGGAUAACGACUUCUUCCUCAUGCCGAUUAAGAUUGUUGACCACCAGGGCCCUCUCACAACAUCCUUCCCAGUGGAGAACAGGGUGAUUCUUCCCACUCAGAACGACCUGAAGCAGCAUUUGGAUCGCACCCGCUCCAAGCCAUGGGCCGACCGCCUUGCAGACUUUCACCUGCUGCUCUACCUCAGCAACUUCCUGGAUGCUUCCACGGACAUGCCUAUGUUGGCCCAGGCAGUUCGCACUAAGGAGCCCAUUAGUGAGGGACACCAGUUGAUUAUCGAGCAUUUGGCUUAA
Molecule: messenger RNA, 1296 nt
Organism: Closterium sp. NIES-65
Lineage: Eukaryota; Viridiplantae; Streptophyta; Zygnematophyceae; Desmidiales; Closteriaceae
Source: the annotation of a GenBank genome assembly